Etheostoma cragini (Arkansas darter) is the source of this 540-nucleotide messenger RNA. RefSeq names its product nuclear pore complex protein Nup133-like. The record is from RefSeq and is a predicted model, not a curated record. Gene Ontology annotation, molecular function: protein binding; structural constituent of nuclear pore. Gene Ontology annotation, biological process: protein import into nucleus; poly(A)+ mRNA export from nucleus; transcription-dependent tethering of RNA polymerase II gene DNA at nuclear periphery. Gene Ontology annotation, cellular component: nuclear pore outer ring. NCBI's taxonomy places the organism in Eukaryota, Metazoa, Chordata, Actinopteri, Perciformes, Percidae. Bases 49 to 540 code for a protein of 163 amino acids. The transcript has 3 exons.
GCUGAGGACCAGAUCUCGGUGAAGGUGGACGAGAGCGGCUGGGCCUGGAUGGUUUGUGGAGAGAGACUGAUCAUCUGGAAGAUCUGCCAGACCGCCGUCGCCAAGCUGUCGGUGUGUAAGGAGCUGCAGCUGCCCAGCAGCGAGUACAACUACACAGCCGACCUCGUGGCGGUGUCGUCCGGCGCUCCUCUGGAGACGGCGGCGGUGCAGUCCAUCUCCGUCCUGGCGGUGUCUGUGGAGGGAACGGCUCGCCUGUGGCCCAGCAUGGCCCAGGAGGGCAACUACACCGAGGCCGACGUGGACCUGGGAGACCUGUGCAACUUUGUUGUCGCUGUCCGUGGUGGAAGCUUCGUCUUGUCCUCAGAGAAGAGUCGUCUGCUGAGAGCCAGCGUGGACUCCUCGGGGAGGCUGCAGCACCGAGCCCUGCAGCAGGGCCAGGGCAUGCUCUCCGGCAUCGGACGCCGCGUCUCCAGCCUGUUCGGCAUCCUCUCGCCACCCGCCAACGACACGGUGAGUCACGCUGACGGGUUCUCACUGUAA